Molecule: messenger RNA, 1353 nt
Organism: Anolis sagrei ordinatus
Lineage: Eukaryota; Metazoa; Chordata; Lepidosauria; Squamata; Anolidae
Gene: RPUSD1
Product: RNA pseudouridine synthase domain containing 1
Biological process (GO): enzyme-directed rRNA pseudouridine synthesis
Molecular function (GO): pseudouridine synthase activity; RNA binding
Source: RefSeq, a predicted model, not a curated record
GCUGAUUGGCUGGUUCCCACCUGACCUGCCCGGGCCCGGGGAUUCCACUGCAAGCUGCAAAUGCAAUGCUUUGCAAUGUAGCACCAGCCUGCCUGCCUUCCUUAACUUCUUGCUCUUAAAAAAACUGCCCUGCAAAAAAGUCACGCAGCAUUCCCUGCCAUGGAGCCGGUCAGCCUGGACAAUCUCUCCAUCCUGUAUCAAAGUGCGGACUUCAUUGUGGUCAACAAGCACUGGGACGUCCGCAUUGACAGCAAGAUGUGGUACGAAAAGCUCACCCUCCAGAGCCAGCUGAAGCACCGCUUCCCAGAGCUGGCUGACCCAGACACUUAUUAUGGCUUUCGGUUUUGCCACCAGUUGGACUUCUCCACCAGCGGCGCAUUAUGUGUGGCCCUCAACAAAGCUGCGGCUGGCAGCGCAUACAAGUGUUUCAAGGAGCGGAUGGUGACCAAAGCCUACCUUGCUCUGGUGCGGGGCCAUGUCCAGGAAGCAAAACUAACCAUUGAAUAUGCCAUUGGGAAGAACACCACCGAGGGAAUGACCCACAUGAUGUGCAUUGAAGGCACCGAAGGGUGCGAAAACCCCAAGCCUUGCCAAACAGAGCUGACGGUCCUUGAGCAUGGGCUCUAUAGCGGUGACCCCGUGAGCAAGGUUCUCCUGCAGCCGCUGACCGGCCGGACGCACCAGCUGCGGGUCCACUGCAGUGCUGUGGGGCACCCCAUUGUGGGCGACUUCACCUACAGCCUGAAGACGGACGGCAGUCCCUUCCGCAUGAUGCUCCACGCCUAUUACUUGCGCAUCCCCACUGCCAAGGAGCUGGUCGAGGUCAGCGCCCCGGACCCCUUUGUGCCUGCUUUGGAUGGUCAUUGGGCGCCGCAGCAGACCGUGUGCCAGCUGGACGACCUGAUCCAGUGCCUGAAAGAGAAGAGUGCCUGGGCAGAAGGAACGGGGCGCAAGGCGGAUGGGCCCCAAAACCCCAAACCUGAAGCACCGCAGGAAGCCCCUGAGACAGAAGAGCAAGGGACCCAAUGCCGGGAAUGGCUGGCAGAGUGGGCCCCAGAAUGAGGAAGCAUCGUUUGGCUUAUUCAGACAUGACAGUGGUCUCAUAUCGCUUUUGCACCUCAAUAUGUCUCCAAAUGGACCCCAAAUGUUCCUGAUUCGAGACCCAAGAUUUGGAUCCAUUUACGGUUUUUAACAUGGGCCAUUUUUAUUGACGGUUAGCCGCCUUUUACUCAUCUAAAGUAUUUAUUUAUUUAUUUAUUUAUUUAUUGUAUUUUUACUCCGCUCUAUCUCAACCCUGAAAGGGACUGACUCAGAGCAGCUUCCAAAUUGGCAAUAAUUCAAUGCCACAGCAAA